UCGAAAAUGUCUCCCCUCGCCGCCAGCCUCCUCGCCGUAGCUCUCGCAGUGGCCGCCGUCGCCGCCGUCCACGCAGGCCCGCCUCCUUGCACCACCUUCCUGCAUCCGAUCCUCCCCUGCACGUCGUACAUCACGGGGCAUGGACCCUCGGCGCCGGUGCCGGUGCCGUGCUGCAAAGGCUUGAAGUUCAUGGUCGGCCUGAUGAUCACCCGCGCCGACCGCGUCACCGCCUGCAAGUGUUUCCAGGACGCCGCCGUCAAGAUGCCCGACAUCGACUACGGCCGCGUCGCCGCCCUCCCCGGCCGCUGCCACGUCGACGCCCCGUUCAACUUCACCCCCCACAUCAACUGCGACGCGAUUAAAGCGGCGGCGGUUGGGACUGAAGCCGAGGAGGAACACCUUUAAGAUCACGAACCCAGCGAUCCACUUGACGAAUAAAAAGGAUUUGAAUCUGGAGCAAGAACAGGACUCUCUGUUCAUUUUAAUGUUGAACUGAAGAACAAAUAUAUAUAUAUAUAAGUUUAUAAACACAAUGCAAUAAAUAAAGGA
Zingiber officinale is the source of this 549-nucleotide messenger RNA. RefSeq names its product non-specific lipid-transfer protein P5-like. The record is from RefSeq and is a predicted model, not a curated record. Gene Ontology annotation, biological process: lipid transport. NCBI's taxonomy places the organism in Eukaryota, Viridiplantae, Streptophyta, Magnoliopsida, Zingiberales, Zingiberaceae. The transcript has 2 exons. Gene Ontology annotation, molecular function: lipid binding. The coding region runs from base 7 to 405 and encodes 132 amino acids. Gene Ontology annotation, cellular component: membrane.